Trachymyrmex septentrionalis is the source of this 1800-nucleotide messenger RNA. It is a transcript of the gene Pmm2, whose product is annotated as phosphomannomutase. NCBI's taxonomy places the organism in Eukaryota, Metazoa, Arthropoda, Insecta, Hymenoptera, Formicidae. The coding region runs from base 301 to 1089 and encodes 262 amino acids. The record is from RefSeq and is a predicted model, not a curated record. The transcript has 5 exons. Gene Ontology annotation, molecular function: phosphomannomutase activity. Gene Ontology annotation, biological process: protein N-linked glycosylation; mannose metabolic process; GDP-mannose biosynthetic process. Gene Ontology annotation, cellular component: cytosol.
AUAUUAUAUUUUUUGUUUCGAACAUAACUUCUUGUCACCGAGCAAAAUGCUGUUAAUCGCAUCAUAUAUUUCCAGCGUCUUUCUCGGGAGGCUCCGAGUCGCUUUCCAAAACAAUUCUAUUUACAUGGACAAAGUGUCAUUGCAUUUCCAUUAGGAUAGGUUACAUUUACGCUCUUUUUCCUUCCAAGUUUUUUUCAUAUCCUUUAAAUUUAAUUAAUUGAAUUACUGUGAGCACGUUCUUCGUUACAGUACAAAUAUAAAACUUAAACGAGUGCUUAAAAGAGAUAAGGAUUUUACAUCAUGUCAAAGAAGAUUAUUUGUUUGUUUGAUGUGGAUGGCACACUCACCAUACCACAGCAGCCAAUCAGUCCUAGCUUUGAAAAGUUUCUCCUAGAAACUGUAAAGAAAGAGUUUGACAUUGCAGUAAUCGGAGGUUCUGAUUUAAACAAGAUUCAAAAACAGCUAGGUAGUGGAAACCUCUUUGAAAAGUAUAAGUAUGUCUUUGCGGAAAAUGGCCUUAUCGCUUUCAAGAAUGGCAAAGCUUUGCCUUCACAAAUGAUUCAAGAUAUACUUGGGGAGGAUUCUCUGCAGGAUUUUAUAAAUUUCACUUUGCGAUAUAUAUCCGAGCUAAAGCUGCCAUUUAAGCGUGGAACAUUUAUCGAAUUCCGUACAGGCAUGUUGAACAUUUCGCCAGUAGGACGAAAUUGCAGCAAGAAAGAACGCGAACAAUUUCAUGAAUAUGACAAUGAACAUCAUAUUCGGGAAAAAUUUAUACAAGUUCUGAAAAAGGAGUUUCCUGAUUUGGGUCUAACUUAUAGUAUCGGGGGACAAAUCUCUUUUGACGUUUAUCCUAUCGGUUGCGAUAAAACGUAUUGCUUGCGUCAUAUUCAAGGAUAUGAUGAAAUACACUUCUUUGGUGACAAAACAGCCGAAGGUGGUAAUGAUUAUGAGAUUUAUGAGAGCGAUCUGACAAUAGGACACCGCGUCACUUGUCCCAAGGACACCAUGAACCAAUUGAAUAUCCUUAUAACUCUUAUAAAAGAGAACAGAGAGAAAGAGCAACUCAAUGUUCCAUUGCAAUGUGUAUAAUAAGGCCUACAGUAAUUUUCUAAAUUGACAUAAAUUUAUAUUUUUAAUUAGUAUAUAUAUGUUAUUGUACAAUAGAUUGGUUUCGUUCUUUAUUUUCCAUUUUUUAUCAAUUGUUACAUUCCUAACGGUGGAAGUGCAGUAUUUGUAACUCUAUAGUUUCGAAGAAAAAUUUUUCAGCACUAAUUCUAAGCACAACUGUUUUCAUGCACACUUAAAAAUAUAUUUGUACAUAUGCUCUUUUCUAAUAGUUUUUCACUAUCUUGAUAUACACGCAAGUCAUAAAUGUUAAAUAAAAAUGUUAUUGACAUUAUGAAUAUAGUUUAUUUUUUAUUUGAAACAAAUUCUACUCUCAUAGUCUCUUAGUCUUGUGCAUACACGACCGUGCACGAUUACAUCUACACAUCCAUAUGUACAUAUAUAUUAAAACAUAUAAAUUAAACGAUAAUAAGAAAAAUAACAACGUUAAUAAGAAAAAUUACGGUAUUCAUUGGAAGACAACAGUAUGACGUAGAAUGUUUUUUUCCGCUGCUGACAAAGUAUAAAAGCAUUUUAUUAGCAUAUGCAAACGAGCAAAGUUAAUGCUGCAACAGCUGUUGCAAUUUGAAUAAUCUUUUGGUAUUAAUUUCUUACCAUUGUAGGUAACUUCCGUUUUACAAUGCGCGUAAAUGCAUUUCUAUAAAAUAAGAAUAUAUAUAUAUAUAUAUUAAAAUU